This is a messenger RNA of Schistocerca gregaria, 515 nucleotides long. RefSeq names its product tetra-peptide repeat homeobox protein 1-like. The annotation marks the transcript as partial. The record is from RefSeq and is a predicted model, not a curated record. The transcript is spliced from 2 exons. NCBI's taxonomy places the organism in Eukaryota, Metazoa, Arthropoda, Insecta, Orthoptera, Acrididae.
UGCCCGGCAAAGUGCCCGGCAAAGUGCCCGGCAAAGUGCCCGGCAAAGUGCCCGGCAAAGUGCCCGGCAAAGUGCCCGGCAAAGUGCCCGGCAAAGUGCCCGGCAAAGUGCCCGGCAAAGUGCCCGGCAAAGUGCCCGGCAAAGUGCCCGGCAAAGUGCCCGGCAAAGCGCCCGGCAAAGCGCCCGGCAAAGCGCCCGGCAAAGCGCCCGGCAAAGCGCCCGGCAAAGCGCCCGGCAAAGCGCCCGGCAAAGCGCCCGGCAAAGCGCCCGGCAAAGCGCCCGGCAAAGCGCCCGGCAAAGCGCCCGGCAAAGCGCCCGGCAAAGCGCCCGGCAAAGCGCCCGGCAAAGCGCCCGGCAAAGCGCCCGGCAAAACGCCCGGCAAAGCGCCCGGCAAAGCGCCCGGCAAAGCGUCCGAUCAUAGCUACCAGUUGAUAAUGAAACCAUUUACUCCUGAAAUGAGUGGUGGCAUGUUUAUGCUAGCACUAGACUAUGUAUUAGACCCAGAAUUACAGUAA